Molecule: messenger RNA, 1542 nt
Organism: Caenorhabditis bovis
Lineage: Eukaryota; Metazoa; Nematoda; Chromadorea; Rhabditida; Rhabditidae
Source: the annotation of a GenBank genome assembly
AUGCACAAAGAUACAGACCAAUUACUCCGAUCGAUGUCGUCAGUUCAUCCGAUCAGCGAUGGCAUACCAUCGCCGCAUAAUCGGCCGACGACGUAUCGAUGGUUUCCGUCGUGGCGAUUCAUGACGUCCAUCAUGUUAUGCUUCUGCUUCGGAUGUGUGCAUCUGAUGAACAGCAAUAUGGGCAUGGCGAUCGUUUGUAUGGUGCGAAGCGCCGAUGACAACACGACGAUUGUCGAUGACGAUUCGGCUCCGUUGCUAGAUUGGACGUCCGACGAGCAGGGUUACAUUUUUUCGGCGUUCAACGCCGGCUUAUUGGUGAUGCUUCUCACCGGCGGAAUGGCCGACAAAUUCAACGCCAAAUACAUGAUAUUGGUGAGUGUGGCGAUCGCCACGCUCGCCAAUCUCGUCCUGCCGCUUCUCGCCACCGUCAACGUCUACUGGGUGAUCUUCAGUCGAUUCAUGGUCGGCUUCGCCGACGCGCUCCUUCAGCCCGCCAUGAACUCGCUGAUCACUCGCUGGUUUCCAACGUUCGAGAGGAGCUACGCGUUGGGUUUGGCAACUGGCGGCCGCCAACUAGGCACUCUGAUCAUCAUUCCCGCCGCUGGAGCGUUAUGCUCGCAAAACGAGAUCUUCGGCGGAUGGCCGUCAAUCUUCUAUCUAUCCGGCUUCUUCGGCAUCGUCUUCAUUCUCUCCUACGUGUUCCUCGGCGCCGACAAACCGUCGAAGCAGUCGUGCAUCUCCGACGCCGAGCUCAAAUUCAUCACACUCGCGAAUCAAGGCGAAGACGUCGGCAAGAAGCGCACCGAGCGAAAAGUGCCGUGGCUGAGAAUCCUCUCAUCCGGCGCCGUGUGGGCAUCGGUCAUCUCGUUGGUCUGCCACGAGUUCCCGCUGAUGACAUUGAUCAUGUUCCUUCCGUCCUAUCUCCACGACGUCCAUCACUAUCGUUCAACCGAGAACGGAAUCCUGUCGGCGCUUCCGACCGUCUCUCUCUGGUUCGCCAAGAUCGGAUCGAGCUAUUUGAACACGUGGCUUCAGAAGAACACCAACUGGAAGAAGGACACGAUUUGCAAGGUGCUCAACUCGAUCGGCUCGUUGGGUUUGGGCAUCUUCCUGCUAGCCGCCACAUUCCUUGACGAAUCGCAUGCCUGGAUGGCUGUGAUGUUCCUCUGCUUGAGCAUGGCCUCGGCGGGUCUACACACGCCCGGAUGUCAGUUGGCUCUCGUCUCGGUGGCUCCGGCGUAUUCGGGAGCCGUCACCGGCUUCACCUUCUUCUUCGUUGCCGUCUCCGGCAUCAUCCACCCAAUCAUCACCAAGAUGAUCGUUAGAAAUCGUACCGCUUUCGAAUGGAACAUCGUGUUCUACAUCUCGACAAUCAUCGCCAUCUUCCCAAUCAUCAUUUUCAAUGUCUGGGGUUCGACAGAGGUGCAAUGGUGGGCGAAGAGCAAAACGUCGAUCGCCCAGAAUCAUCCGGACAAGGCGUCGCGCAAAUCGUCGAAAUCGUCCGCCACCGAGUCGACCGUCGACGGUCUCGAUCUUGCCUGA